CCGCCCCGCAGGGCCGCGGCAUGGGACGGGUGCAGCUCUUCGAGGUCCGCCUGAGCCACGGCCGCGUCGUCUACAGCCCGGGGGAGCCGCUGGCGGGGGCCGUGCGCGUGCGUCUGGCGGCGCCGCUGCCCUUCCGAGGGCCGUCCAGACUCGGGGCGCGGGCUUCGAGCCUGUCUACUUCGCCGAAGGCCACUCUGACCUGGACCCGCGACGCUUCUGACCUUCUCUGUCGGGUCUCCGGUCCGCCGCGCCCUGCAGCUGCUGGGCCCUCACCUGGAGCCCGGCCCGCGCUGGGCUUUCUCUCCCAUACACCCAGGCAGCCCCGCCGAGUGUGCGGGUCCCCGGGGGCGGGCUGCAGGGCACUGCUUACACCCAGCCCGAGGCUAGUCCCUAAGGGCUGGGAGGAUCUUGAUAAUCCCUGCGUGCCGUAGGCCGCCGUAGCGGGCAUCUGGGAGCCGAACCUGAGCCCUCCUGGCCAGUCCCUCUGCUGGCGCAGAUAUCUGGGACUUUGAGACCGGGGAUCCGGUUGCUGCGGCGCCCCUAGCUAGGGCUCCCUGCCGGCGCUGGCCUCGUCUGUCUGCUGCCUGAGCUAUCCGGGUGACCUGCACGGGGUCCUGCAAGGUCUCCAGCAAGGCCAAUGACACAGCGUGGGUGGUGGAGGAGGGCUACUUCAACAGCGCUCUGUCCCUGGCCGACAAGGGGAGCCUGCCUGCUGGAGAGCACAGCUUCCCCUUCCAGUUCCUGCUUCCUGGAUCACCAGUGCAGCCGCGUGUUCUACAUCUUGAGCCCCCUGAACCUGAAUAGCAUCCCAGACAUCGAGCAACCCAAUGUGGCCUCCACCACCAAGAAGUUCUCCUACAAGCUGGUGAAGACAGGCAGCGUAGUCCUCACCGCCAGCACCGACCUCCGAGGCUACGUGGUGGGGCAGGUGCUGCGGCUGCAGGCUGACAUUGAGAACCAGUCAGGCAAGGACACCAGCCCUGUGGUGGCCAGUCUGCUGCAGAAAGUGUCCUACAAGGCCAAGCGCUGGAUUUAUGACGUGCGGACCAUCGCCGAGGUGGAGGGCGCCGGCGUCAAGGCCUGGAGGCGGGCUCAGUGGCAAGAGCAGAUCCUGGUGCCUGCCCUGCCCCAGUCCGCCCUGCCGGGCUGCAGCCUCAUCCAUGUGGACUACUACCUGCAGGUCUCCCUGAAGACGCCGGAAGCCAUCGUGACCCUCCCGGUCUUCAUCGGCAACAUCGCUGUGAACCACGUCCCACUGAGCCCCCGGCCAGGCCAAGGCCUGGUGGUGCCCUCAGCGCCACCCCAGGAGGAGGCGGAGGCUGUGGCUGGUGGCCCCCACUUCUUCUCGGACCCUGUCUCCCUCUCCACCAAGAGCCACUCACAGCAGCAGCAGCCGCCUGCAGCCCUCGGCUCUGUGCCUGGCGCCCCUGAACCCCAUCCUCAGGAUGGUAGCCCUGCCCCCCACCCGUUGCCCCCUCCCUUGUGCAUCUCCACAGGUGCCACCGUGCCCUACUUUGCAGAGGGUUCUGGAGGGCCGGUGCCCACGACCAGUACCUUGAUCCUCCCGCCUGAGUAUAGCUCGUGGGGCUACCCCUAUGGUGAGUGGGGGCCUGGGGCCUGGCAGGGAGGGGGAGCCACGGGCCCCAUGCAGACCUGGCUCUCUCCCUGCAGAGGCCCCGCCAUCCUAUGAGCAGAGCUGUGGCGGUGUGGACCCUGGCCUAACCCCAGGGAGCUGACCCCAUGUCGCCUUCUCCGGACGGGCGGACCUACGCCCUGGGACUAGGUUCCCAGGGCCUCGUGCCUUCGCUCCCGGCCUGGCCCGGCCCACUCAGGACCCGCCGCUGCCCGCCGUUCCCUGCGGCCUCUGCCUCCGGACCAGCUUCUGCCCCGACCAGCCUCCGCAGCCCCCCUGUAGUCGGCCUCUCCCCGGGGGUUGGGGCCUAGAGAGACUUGGUGUAAAUAAAAAGCUUCAUUUGUA
Lagenorhynchus albirostris (white-beaked dolphin) is the source of this 1978-nucleotide messenger RNA. RefSeq names its product arrestin domain containing 1 (gene ARRDC1). Gene Ontology annotation, biological process: protein transport. Gene Ontology annotation, molecular function: ubiquitin-like ligase-substrate adaptor activity; ubiquitin protein ligase binding. The transcript is spliced from 8 exons. Lineage: Eukaryota; Metazoa; Chordata; Mammalia; Artiodactyla; Delphinidae. Gene Ontology annotation, cellular component: cytoplasm. The record is from RefSeq and is a predicted model, not a curated record. The coding region runs from base 638 to 1690 and encodes 350 amino acids.